Molecule: messenger RNA, 412 nt
Organism: Geodia barretti
Lineage: Eukaryota; Metazoa; Porifera; Demospongiae; Tetractinellida; Geodiidae
Source: the annotation of a GenBank genome assembly
AGCCGCAGGUCCCCGAGUGGUGUAUUCUAAGGAUUGUGGAAGAACUUUAUGAAAGGAGUUUGCAUCUAUUAGAUGGCCAGCGAAUGCUGUUGGAGCUACUGUUUCGUGAACUUGUUGCUGUUGAUGUAUUCGAUAAUUCAGAUGCCGAUGAUCAAUUGGAUGACAAAGAUCUAUUUCUAGUUAAAGCCCACUAUAUCAAAGGUCAAAGACCCGGCUCGCUCAUGUGCAUGUGCAUAAAGUACCAGUAGAAUGUGUCGGUUUUAGGGAUGAGGCUAUUACAGGGGUGCAGAUUUGGCGCUAUGACACCAAUCAAGGCGCCAUGCAGUUCUUCAGGCCGUCGAGGGGAAACGAAACGUCAGCUACCGAAAGACAACAGACAGUUCUAUACAUAAUCGAACACAUCAAACUACAU